This is a messenger RNA of Scutellospora calospora, 461 nucleotides long. Lineage: Eukaryota; Fungi; Glomeromycota; Glomeromycetes; Diversisporales; Gigasporaceae. The record is from the annotation of a GenBank genome assembly.
AAUGGAAAGGAGGAUAUAAUUAUGAUAUUAAAGAAAGAUUAAAAACAUUCUUACAAACAAAACAUAUUAAAUACAGAUCAUUUAUAAAAUAUUGUAAUUAUUCGAGAAAUGAUUUUAGAAAAUUUUUGAUUCUUGGACAAGAUGUUAGCAGAAAAAGUUAUAUUCUUAACAAAAAAAGUCUUCGUUCUAUUAUAAAGAAAACAUAUCUUAAGCAUAUAAAUAAAGGUCAAAUAAAACGAAGCUAUCCGAUCAUUUUAUAUAAUUUAGGAAAUUGUUUCAGAUUUUAUAAGAAAAAAGAAUUAAUGUUUGAAUUCUUUGAAAGAUCUGGAAAGCUUGGUUUUAAAAAAACAAUUCAAGCAAUCUAUGAUAAGACAAUGUGGAUAACUUUAAGUGAAAGAUCAUUUUUAAAAGUAGACGAAGAAAGAUUUCACAAGAGCUUGAAAUAUAUCUGUGAGAAAUAA